Cervus elaphus (red deer) is the source of this 5024-nucleotide messenger RNA. RefSeq names its product chromosome 6 C4orf50 homolog (gene C6H4orf50). The record is from RefSeq and is a predicted model, not a curated record. The transcript is spliced from 15 exons. Bases 181 to 4482 code for a protein of 1433 amino acids. NCBI's taxonomy places the organism in Eukaryota, Metazoa, Chordata, Mammalia, Artiodactyla, Cervidae.
AGGCCUCAGAGCUCCGGCGGUGCACGAGGUGCAUACUCAUGUUCUCAGAGGUCAUCCACAGCUCUCCGCCAGCCCAGGAUAUUUUCCUGCACAAUCUGAAGCCACUGCAGCCACCUGGAAAUCUCCAGAAAGUCAAUGUUGCAGAUUCGCUUAAUUUUAUUCAGUCUUGGCCCAUGAACUAUGUACUGGAUGGAGCCGACUGCUAAAGAACGGACUGAAAAAAGUUUCAGUUAUGUUGUCAGAGCCCCCAGCAGUGAUGGGUUUGAUAUAAUGAAUGUUGAUGUGAAGAUCGACACGUCCUGGAUCUUCCAGGAUGUAGAGGAGAGUGGUGAGGAGCAGGGAUGUUUUCCAGAAGGAGCAGCUGGAAGCCCAGACAUGGACACGGGAACACUCAGCAAGCAGCUGGAAUCCUCGGAGCAGAAGCUGUUGGCAGCUGUGGACAAGUACAUGAUGUCGGAGUCUGGGCUGAGGAGCAGGAUUCAGGAGCUGGAGCUGUCGGAGAGGAACCUCCUCCAGAAGGUGGACCAGCUGAGCACACGCGUGUCCCAGGAGCGAAGCGCCUCUCUCCAGGCCCAGGAGCAGCUGGACGCACUGCAGGGGGAGCUUGCCAGUCAGGUUCGGGAGAAGGAGCGCGCGGUCCGGCGGCUGCGGGAGCGACUGCGGCGCAAGGACGCGGCGCUGGGGCGGCAGGCGGCGGCCCUGGAGCGCGGCCGGCGGACCCAGCGGCGCCAGCUGCGCCUGGUGCGCGAGCAGGAGCGCGUCUUGCGGGCGCAGGUGCAGCGGCUGGAGCUGGGCGUGCGGCGCCUCUGCCGCGCCGCCGGCCUCCUGCUGGCCGAGCUGGACGCCCCGAACCCCGGCGGCCCCCGAUCUCCGGGUCCGGUCGACCCCCGAGGCGCCCCCGAAGGGGCCGCGGAGCUGCGCGCGCUGCGGGCCAGGGCCGAGCGCGGCGAGCGCGAGCGGGAUCAGGCGGCGCGCCGGCUGCGGGAGCAGCGCGCCACCGAGCGGCGGCUCCGCGGGCAGCUGGAAGAGCUGCGCUGCUGCAUCUACGGGCUGAAGCUGUCGGAGAUCGGCCUGCAGGCCCAGGUGGAGGAGCUCACCCAGCACAAAGAGAGCCUGCGGGGGGAACUGGGAGCCCAGGACCCCGGGGAGAGAGCGCUCAGCAAGGCCCCCGCUGGUCCCCGUAGUCUGGAUGCCCUGGGCCACAUUCAGGAUGAAUCACUGCCCCUGCCCCGGGAGGAGGCGCUGGAUGCUUGCAGAAGCCAAGACCCCGACGGGGCACCUAGACCAAGGGGCUCAGCAGGCAGGUCUUCCAAGGGGCCUCAUGCCUCGGGCUGUGUCCUGGCUGGACGAGGCCCUCCUGUUUUGGUACCCGGCCCACAAACCAUGAACAAGCCCCCCAGAGACCUUGCAGGAUCUGACCAUGGACAGUUUACUCCAGCAGAGGCCAGCUUGGAUGACCAGACUCUCCUUCUCAUCUGUGGCUGCCCACCGGGGCAGUCCAUGGACGGCUCACCACUCCCCGCAGAGCUGGCCUGGGUUCCAGGGCAGAAGCUCACAGCCAGGCCAGCCCAGGGGUCCUCUCUCCGUCUGCAGGCGUGUGCACGCCCUCCCCAGGGCCGGGCUGCGGGCCCAGCUCCCUUGCUGCUGCCACUCCUGGAAGCUCCCCCAGAAACAUUGCACACCCAACAGGUGCUGGAGGCCCGGCCCCUGCCCGCUCCCUCUGUAGCAGGACACCCCGGCCGGGGCCACCACCGUGCAACAGGCCGCACUGCCUUCCUCGGCCAGGAGGCCUCGCACAUUUCACAUCACCAGUUUCCCAGGAGAGGAUCCGAGGAUGGAAAAGACUCUGGGAAGGAGGGAGGAGGAGCCCCAGGGUCAGGGUGGAGAUUGGAGAGGCGAGAGGUGAGGACUUGGGGCAGAAAGCAGGCAGAAAGCAGGGACAGGUGUCAGCCGGAUCAGGAAAGCGGGGAGAGUCUGAGGGUGGAGGCUGGGAUCAGGGCCCCAGAGGGCGCAUGGAUGAAGGCCAGAUGGAUGAAGGCCGGGGCUUCUGAACCCCUAGCCGCAGCAUCUUGCCCUGGGCUCAGGCGGGAGCUUCCACUGCUUGUUCUUCAAGGGGAGACCUCAGUGUCCUUGGAGGGUCCUGAAUCCCUGAGCAGGAGGGGACACGAGGAAGGGCAUGUCUGGGGCCUCCAACGAGGAGAAGGAGAAGAAGCAGGAGGAGGGCUUUUAUCAGCAUCAUCAGAGGAAGAAGCCGCUGCAGCCACCUUCUCUGGGUCUCAGGGCACCAGUGGGCCGUCUUCAGUGGAUUCCCAGCCCCUUAGAGAGCAGAGCAGAGCCAUUGGGAGAGUUCAGGGCAAGGGGGAAGACCCUGUGUGGUCUGGAAACGCUCUGCUUCCCCCAGAGGGAAGCCCUGGGGAUGAAGGACAGGAAGAAGAGGAGAAGGAGGUGUCCAGCCCGGGUUGCAGGGAUGUCCCGGAGGAGCCUGUCUCGGAGGACGGUGAGGCCGAGGAAAUGCUUUCCUUGCUGGAGGAAGGAGGUUCACCACCGUCUCCUGGAUCGGCCUUCUGGUCCAAGGAGGCCGGAGCCACCCGUCACCCCUCGGCUCCUAGCAGAGGCCCUGACCAGUCUGCACUCAGAAUAGAGGAGUUUGAAAAGGAGAUGGAGGCUUGUUUCCAACACCUCUCCAUCCUGAAGCUUGGGAGAGGGGGGAAUGGAUGGAGAGCUUCCUCGGUGGCAGGAGAGAACUGGGGCUUUGCUCAGAGAUGGUGCAGCUGCCAGGGGGUCGUGCACCCCCAGCAGGCUUUGACAAACCUGGGUUUGGAUAUUUGUUUUGUUGAGGGAGAAAACCCCAAGGAGCCUGGUGAAGAUGUUAAGCCGGGAGAGACUGAGGCCCUGGGAACCUGCAGCCUUCUUCCAGGACUGAUGUUGGAUUUGGUCAACCUGAGCCCGGGCCGUCCAGAGGGGCCCUCCGAGUGUGGUGGGAACCACCUCUCACAGCCGUCGAGAGCCCUUGAAAGAGCACAGAGCAGGUUUCAUCAGCUCAUUUCUGGAUUGAAGAAUGAGAGAAACAACGUUUUAAGUGAUAAUGCCAGGCUUCAGGGAGAUCGGAAGAGAUGCCAUCAAAAACUGUGCGCCCUGGAAAAAGAGAGGGAGAGAAGCAUGAAAAAAAUAUCUGCGCUCGAACAGGGUAAGAGCGUGCUAUUAGGAGACAUCUCUCACUUAAAGAGGGAACUGGACCAGUAUGUGCAGGUCAUUUCUGAGCUUGAAGACUGCAACAGGAAGAGUUACUGCAAGAUUUCUGAGCUCGAAGAGGAAAACGAAAGAUUGAAAGGGCACCUGGGGCAAAUCCAGAAAGCCAUGUCCACGAACAUCCGAAAAUCCAAAGGUGUGAUGGAGCGCAUCACCCUGGAAAACUGGGAGCUCGGUGUGCUGACUUCGGAGCUCGGGGUCAGUUACAAACAGCUGAUAAAGGAUAUCGUCCUGGGAAUAGAAGACAUGAUCCGGGCCUUCAGGGGGGAGAACGAACGCCUUCUAAGAAGGAUCCAAGUCCCGGAAGGGGAGGUUGUGUUGGGGAGCAGCACAGAUGGGGGGCCUUUAGUGAGAGGCCAAGAGCGUCUCCAGGGGAAAAGCACGGUGGACCAGGUGAACACGGUAGAAAGAGGGGUGCAGGUGACUCAGAUUUCAAGGAAUCUGACUGCAAGAGGCCCCGGGCCGCCCUCGGAGCAGGAUAGAGGUCUGGCUGGGGGGUGGACAGGACCGUGCUUAGGCCUGGACAAUUCCAGAUGCGGUGCUGAUUCUACUGCUCCAUCACUGGCCUGGGGAGAUGCCACAGGAUCCGGGGCCCUGCAAGGAAACACCGAUGGGGCAGGAGUGAAAGAAGCGCAUUUGGAGAAAGAGAAAAAAGCACCAAGCUGUUCUGCAGACCAAGGGCGAGUACUGAGGUCCCCGCGCGGUGGCAUCCGGCUCCAGGACCAGGAGGCCUCGGCCUCCGAGGAGGACCUCAGACUGCGCGUCAGACGACUCCAUCACCAAGUACUGACCCUGCAGUGCCAGCUCCGAGACCAGGGGUCUGCGCACCGCGAGCUGCAGGCCGCUCGCGAGGAAGCGGCGCAUCUCAAGGGCAAGCUUGACGAACUUCAGAAAAAGCACCGUGAAGCGAAUUUGGCUGUGACGCCUUUGAAGGCCAAGCUGGCUUCCCUGGUCCAGAAGUGCCGGGAGAGGAACCACCUGAUCACACACCUGCUUCAGGAGCUGCGCAGACACGGGGCGGAGAACCACCUGCUCUCCGGGAUGGCGGACAGCAUGGUGAACGACGUGGCGCUGGCCGAGUGCGCGGCCACCUUCCUGGCUCCGAGGGUCCCAGAGACAAGCCACCACCUGGACGUCGAAUCUGAGAUGACGGCAGUUGUCAGAGUUCAGAAAUGCCUCCUGAAUCCCCAAAUGGACAGUGUCCUGCAGAGACCUUUGCAUUCAGAGUCCUAGCCUGUUCCUGAGACUGAGUGGCCAGCAUGGACAGCUCAACUGGAUUCUUUGAAGCUUCCCCUGCCCUCGGGGCUGAGAGCCGAUCCUGAAAUAUGCCAGGCUUCCGUCACCAUGGAACCAGGGCUCGCUGUGAAAUGUCUGCAAGAAAAAGGCGGAACGUCCUGUCCUGGCCUCCAGUCCGAUGACCUCCUGCCGUCUCCCGAGCUCCUGAGCCCCGCGAGGAUCCUGCCUUUGCACCAAGAGCUUCAGCGAAGCAUCAGCAGCACUUCCCAGAAGCUCAUGGAGAAUCUUGCCUCCUCUGUUCCCGUCCUGUCCCUGCGGACCUGCCGGCUGCUUCCGGUCAGAGCAAACAAAGGUACUUCAUCAUCGGCUCCACGCAACCCCUGGUGACAGAGGACUUGGCUGCCACUGUCUGAGGAAAGAAGACAGUGCAGAGGCAAGUGCAUCAAACUGGAAAAUAUUUACAUCGCUCCCAACUGCCCAGUGGAGCAGAGGUGGCCCCAUGAUUUGAGAUCCCUUCGAGGGAUCUGAACUACAAGCCA